AUGUCGCUCACGCACUGCAGCGCGCGGGGUGCGGAGUUCAGGGAACCUCUCUGCUUUUUACCGCCUGUCGAGGACCCUGAUUCCCAACCCCCUAGUAGUAAGCGGCCACGUCUAACGGAACCGGGCAGUGCCUCUGAGGCGCAGUGGAGGCUCCCUUUGGUGCCUCGCUUGUCUGAGGUGGAAAAAGUCUGGCAGUUGCCGCCCAGACCCGUCAGGGCGCCCUUUGUUUCAACUAACGUGAUUUUUGGUCACUCCACAGACUCGUCUGCGGGGAAACCCGUCAGUGGGGAGCAGAUAGCUAAUCUGCGAUGCCAAAAUGGCAAAUCGGAGAUGAGUGGUUGUUUGCAGUCUCUCCCCUCACAAAGUUUUGAUUCUGGCUUGAGGGCUUCUGGAAGGUCCCCUGAAGCAGGGCUGUGUGACAACGAGGUUUUCAGGGCGCACUGCGGCGAUGGCGCUGAAGCCCAGGCCGGUUCGCUUCUGCCCAACGCCUCUCUACACGAUUUACCUGGAGUUGAGGACGCGGACGGAAACCAGUAUUUAGUCCAAGGGAGAGACAAUAUUCAGGAAGACCACUGUUGUGUAAAACAGACAGAAAACCUAUUUAGGGAUGUCACCUUUCCCAAGGAAACCAAAUCAACAUUUCAUGAUAUUAAGAACAGGUGUAAAGUUGACAGUGUUAGGCCAUCAAAUAAAAAAGAAAAUAACAUUUCAGCAUCAACACUAAAUAUCUCAAAAUCUCAAAACCAGCCCAGCAUAGAAAUCGCCAAAGCCAGCUAUUUUAGAGAUAGCAGCACAAUAAGUAUCCCUGAGUUUCCAACUGAUUUAAAUAGCAAAAUGUCCUCCGUCUAUUUAAAGGAAAUAGCAAAGAAAAAGAAUGACAAAAACGAGGCAUAUGUUAGGGAUUUCACAAACAUUUACUGGUCCAAAAAUAGACCUGAUGUUAAGAAGCAAAAGUUACAGGAUGAUAAAAACAUUGUGGAAGCCGAUGCAGAAAAUAUUUUUUCUGCAUGCUAUGAAAGUAACCACCAGUCACUCAGCAACCAAAAUAUUUGUGUGAGAAAAAAAGACUUGAUCAGUUUAAACUACUAUAACCACAGUAGUAUCAUAUCUGAUGUAACAGACUCUGAAAAGGAUUUCACUAUAAUACUAAGGAAUGCAAACUUGGGAGAAGUAGAAACAUGCCUGGACAUUUACAUUUUUACCGGAUCAGAAAACUCUCAAAGCCAGGACUGUAACAUUAGACAUGUUUUGGGAAAAAAGGGGGCAAGUUGUUGGAUUAUGGAUAAUUACAAGACUCAAAGUGAAAAUACUAAGACAACUGGAGAAAAAAUGAAUUUUCUACAAUUAUUAGAAAUAGAUAAUUUAAGCAAAGAAGAUUAUCACUAUCCAAAAGCCAUGAAAACACAUGAAAAACAACCCAAACCGCUCAUGGUAGGAACACUUGGUAGCCAAAAGGCUUUAGUAAUUUUAUUUUGGUUAAAUGGUAAGGGAGAAAAUGGUAAUAUGCUAGAGUUAAAAUAUACUACACAAAAAGACUUUCAUUUAAACAAUAUUUUUAGAAGUUUCAUUAUGGCAAUUUUUUAUUUUCAUGAAAAUAUUUCAGGAAAUCAAAAAGAUGAUAAUAUUUUAAUCUGGUGUGAAAAUUUCAAGGAUAAAAAGGAAACUGAUCUUCAAAAUCUAAUAACUAAGAAUAUGAAUGUCAUUAGAAAGAAUAUGUUAUGCAUGUAUUUACAAACUAGUGCUUCAGAACCUUUAAAUAGCAUAUUGAAAAACAACAUAACGUCUUUGCUCAGUAACUGUGAAUCUUUAAUGAGAAUUGAAAAUGAUUCUAAGUUAGAGGAGCGAUGCAUUGUCAAAUGGUUAGUGCAUUUGCAUUUUUCAAAAAACAUAGAGGAAAAUCAUAUUGUAAAGCUAGCAAGGAUUUCAACUUUUUCAAGACUAUUAGAAGAUAUGAAACCUAUGUUAGAAAAAAAGUUAUUUAAAACUGAUCAAGAUUUUGAGGAGUCUAAGAAAAAAACCAUCAAUUCCUUUUGUCUGACAACUAAAAACAAACAUAUUCCAAUUUUUGAAACAUACGAAAAAAUUCCUCUUUUAAUGGAUUUUGAUGAUGAGGAGGAAAUUUCUUUGACAAAAGAAAUUUACAAGAAUAAGAGUUUUCCUGAACAAUUCAUAAAUGAGGAAAAUUGGGUUCACUGUAGUCCUAAUACUGUUACAACACAUGUUAAGUCUGGCUCUCCAUUUAUACAGAAAGGCCGUAGACACGUUAGUGAAAAAUUUUAUGAAAUAAAUACGUACAACCCAGAUUUAGACACUGAAAGAAAACAGGAGUGUGCUAAGAUUAGUAGCUUUAAUUUAAAGUGCAUAUUUGAAGAUUUCUUCACUAUUAGGCAACUGGCCAUACCAACAAACCCCGACUUAAAACAUAGUGAACAAACCAAUCCUAGGACUCUAAUCGAAGUGCAAAAUGUUAUGAACUUGCUAAGUGAAAUCAAAGGAAAAAAACAUGACUUAAUUUUGAAGGCAGAAGUAAAAGUCAUGGCACAAAGUUUACCCAACAGUUGUCAAGUUAACAAAGAUAUUAAGAUAGAAAAGGAAGAGAAAAGUAAUUUCUAUUCAGUGGAUGGCAUGUUUUCUAUGCAACCAGUUUCCUUAAUGAGUAAAAAAGUAAAUCUGGAAGAAACGAAAUAUGUUAAUCAAAAUAAUGUGGCUGACAGAAAUGAAUAUGAGAGUGUUUUGCAAGACAGUGAGUUGGCUACUUCAAAGCAUUUUCAUCCAAAGAAUGAUUCUACAGAAUGUGUUAAUCAUCAAUUUGAAACUGAUUUGAGUCUAGGGAACAAUGAAUGUUUUCAGGACUUAACUGCUGAGUGUUUAUCAACAGAAGCUCUGACAAUAGUGAAUGAUUGUGAGAUGAAGAGUAAAUUUGAUUUAGUACUUGAAGAACUUCAUAUGUUUCACGAAAUUAGUAAGGAAAACAAAAUUCCAAGUGCUGUGGAAACAAACAAUGGGCAAGAAAAUUACUUUAGAGAAAAGAAUGAUAUUGAAGAGGUAAAAAUGGAGAUAAAAAAAGAUUUGAAAAUGGUUACAGUCAACAAAGUAUGUGAGUCUUCCUUGCUCUGUGAUGCUAGAACAUGUCCUAACAUGCCUAAAAGACACCGAAGUUUAUUUAAAUGGAAAACAAUACCCGAUCGUGGAGAACAGGAAGUUCCAAAUGAAUAUAGCUGUCCAAGAACCCUGGAAGAGGAAUUUUAUUCUACGUCCAAGGAAGACUGUGAAAAACCUUCACCUAAAAGGCCUGCUUAUUUCUCUGAUGAACUUGAGGGAAAAUCUACUUAUUUACUGAAGGGAGGUAGUAAUUUUUCACAUGGAAUUUCAAGAGUACUACCUCUUAAGACCUGCAGUCGACCAAUAAGAAUUGGUUUGUCAAGAAAAGCUAAGCUUAAACAACUUCAUCCUUAUUUGAAGUAAAUGUUAUGAGAACUUAAAAGAAGGCACUGGACUUUAAUAUUUCAAAACAUUUCACAUUUAUAAAUCUUUUGUCUCUUACUUUGGUUAAAUGCUUUCUCCUGGUUGAGAGUUUUGAGCUUUAUUUAUUAUGAAGUAUGCAGAGGAUUUAGUGUGUGUGUGUUUUUUUGUGUGAAUUAGAUAAUUGCCUUUAAAUGUUUAAAAAAAUUUCAUUCCUGUUUUCAUAUUAUUAUAAUAUGUACAUUAAAAUCUUUUCAUGAUCUCAUAAAACAU
Mustela lutreola (European mink) is the source of this 3735-nucleotide messenger RNA. It is a transcript of the gene RAD51AP2, whose product is annotated as RAD51 associated protein 2. The record is from RefSeq and is a predicted model, not a curated record. NCBI's taxonomy places the organism in Eukaryota, Metazoa, Chordata, Mammalia, Carnivora, Mustelidae. The transcript has 3 exons. The coding region runs from base 1 to 3465 and encodes 1154 amino acids.